This is a messenger RNA of Fundulus heteroclitus (mummichog), 1517 nucleotides long. RefSeq names its product gastrula zinc finger protein XlCGF8.2DB-like. The transcript has a single exon. Gene Ontology annotation, molecular function: DNA-binding transcription factor activity, RNA polymerase II-specific; RNA polymerase II cis-regulatory region sequence-specific DNA binding. NCBI's taxonomy places the organism in Eukaryota, Metazoa, Chordata, Actinopteri, Cyprinodontiformes, Fundulidae. Gene Ontology annotation, cellular component: nucleus. Gene Ontology annotation, biological process: regulation of transcription by RNA polymerase II. The annotation marks the transcript as partial. The record is from RefSeq and is a predicted model, not a curated record.
AGCCAUACAAAGAACUGACUUUUUUGGUGGGGGGAGUUGUAAUGCGGAAGUUUUCUGUUGUUUAAUGGAGUUUUACUGUUUUACAGUUACUGUAAAUGAAAUGGUGCAAUCUCAAUCAUCCAAUGAUCCAUUUUACUUUGCAGGUUGUGAGGAAACAGAACAUGAACAAUGCUAGGGGGUGAAUACGUUUGCAAGAAACUGUAAACAAAAACGACAUAAAUAAUAAUGCAAACUAAAAAAUAGUAAAAAGUAGUUAAAUCAAAUAAUUAAGUCUAAUAAAAUUACCUAAAUAUAUCUUUAUCAAAAUAAGCCUCUGUUUAGGCUGAAAUUAAAAUACUUUCUGAUGUGCAUAAUGUGUUUCAAUGUUUCCUGCAGAUGUUAAGCAGAAGCUGAUUGUUAAAGAAGAACCUUCUUUAGACCACAGACCUCUGCUGACCCUGCAUGACCCAACGCACCCCCACAUAAAGGAGGAGAAGAAGGGAGUCUACAUCAGUCUGCCAGGAGAGCAGCUCAAUGGGAAGGAGGUGACUAAUGCCAUCAGAUUUCCAGUCACUGCUCCUCCCAUAAAGAGUCUGGGUGAUGAACAGUCUCCGCUGCUUUCACAGCUUUAUCCAGACCAAAUUAAAGGCAAAGAGCUUCCAGAAGAGAAUGAUAGAGAAGAAUACAUCAGGAUACCAGAUCAUGGACAUGCUUCCAUUUCUUUAGAGACUGAAGAGGACAGUGAUGUAGAGCACUCUCUCUCUGACCUGAAACACUCUGGAUAUAAGAAAUGUUCUAUGGUAAACAAAAAUGUGGACACAAGAAGAAAAGUCCAGACAGGACUGAAGCAUAGCUGUGAAGACUGUGAUAAAAUACUGAUUGGAAAAUCAGCUUUAAACACACACAUGAGAAUCCACACAGGAGAGAAGCCUUUCUGCUGUGAACUAUGUGGACAAAGAUUUAGCCAUAAAUCAAAUUUAAACACACACAUGAGAAUCCACACAGGAGAGAAGCCUUUCAGCUGUGAUAUAUGUGGACAAAGAUUUAGCCAUAAAUCACAUUUAAACACACACAUGAGAAUCCACACAGGAGAGAAGCCUUUCUGCUGUGAACUAUGUGGACAAAGAUUUAGCCAAAAAUCACAUUUAAACACACACAUGAGAAUCCACACAGGAGAGAAGCCUUUCUGCUGUGAUCUAUGUGGACAUAGAUUUAGCCGAAAAUCACAUUUAAACACACACAUGAGAAUCCACACAGGAGAGAAAUCUUUCUGCUGUGAUCUAUGUGGACAUAGAUUUAGCCAUAAAUCAACUUUAAACACACACAUGAGAAUCCACACAGGAGAGAAAUCUUUCUGCUGUGAACUAUGUGGACAUAGAUUUAGCCAAAAAUCCAAUUUAAACACACACAUGAAAAUCCACACAGGAGAGAAAUCUUUCUGCUGUGAUCUAUGUGGACAAAGAUUUAGCCGAAAAUCAACUUUAAACACACACAUGAGAAUCCACACAGAAGAGAAGCCUUUCUGCUGUGAUCUAUGU